AUGAAGCAAUCGAGAAAGUCUGCCAAAGUUGCUUAUCAAGGAUUAAAGGAGUUAGUUAAAUUUGGAAAGUUUGCUGAGAUUGAAGACACUCCUGUUGUUGGUUCAAUAAAUGUUGGGGUUGCCGACGAACACGUGGCGCCCAAACCAAAGUUUCAAUUCGCCAUUGAAGAGAUUGAAUUAUCUGAUGAUGAAGAAGAUCAAGAGGAUCAAGAAAAUGAAUUGACAGAAAAAGAGUUUGAAGACUUUGUUCAGCAAAGUAUCUCAAACCCAAAGAAGGAUGCAGCUGUCACACCACCGGUUGUGACUGCAAGGGAAAGUGACACAACGGUGCAAUCUUCUAUAUCGACACCUGAACAGAUGGAUGCUCUCAUAGCAGAAUUUCAGCAAACUGCAAGGAAGACACCCCAAACAGUUCAUGUCGCUACUGAACCUCCAUCUGAAAGUGAUCCAGAAGACUCAGUCUACGCUUUACUCCCAAGGAAGCGAAAAAGAAGAGAUCCAAGGCGGGGAGUGUUUAUCACGGACGUAGUUCAAAAGAAAUCUACACCGAUUGAGCCUGGUUCUAGGGCUCAAGACAUACAAAGCACAUUCACUGAGACCUCUUCAGUGAUUCAAGAAAUACCAAGCCCGUUCUCUGAGCCCAUUCCUAUGGAUCAAGAUUUUAAAAGCCCAAUUAUUGAAGAAGAAGUCAUACCUUCAUAA
Molecule: messenger RNA, 702 nt
Organism: Lactuca virosa
Lineage: Eukaryota; Viridiplantae; Streptophyta; Magnoliopsida; Asterales; Asteraceae
Source: the annotation of a GenBank genome assembly